AUGGUGCUCCAUGCGGUGGCGGCGGUGGCUCCCCCUGCUGACUGCCUGGAGGCGGAGCAGGCGUGCGUGCUGGACGGGGGCUGCGUGGAGGUGUACCGGGUGCUGGAGUACUGCUCGGCCGAGGAGGCGGUGGCUCCGCUGGGGCCCGAGGCGCGCAGGGAGUGUCUGGAGGCCCAGGGCGCCCUGCAGUACUACCGCCCCCUGCAGGAGUGCAAGUGCCACCGCGGCUCGCGCCGAGAGGAGCUGUGCCUGCGCGUCUACUGGACCGUGCGCUUCGACGCCUAUGAAGAGUACGACGUGUCCCCGUAUGCGGAUCUGGAGCUGGAGGUGGUGAGGAACAUCGAGCUGUCACGCAUGGCAUCUAUGAUGGCAGUGUCGUCUCUGCCGCUGGACGGCCAGAACCCGUGUCUGAAGGCGGCGCAGGACUGCGGCCUGUACGAGAAGUGCGGCUCGCUGCGCUCCGAGUACGUGGUGGCCUGCACCAAGGCCUCGGCCAGCUCCGGCGGCUUCUGCAACCGCCAGAAGUGCCACCGGGCGCUGCGCCGCUUCCUGGAGCGCGUGCCCGAGGAGUACGUCUUCUCGCUGCUCUUCUGCUCCUGCGCCGACCCGCUGUGCGCCGAGCGCCGACGCAAGACCAUCGUGCCCUCCUGCUCGUAUGAGGAGCGCGACGCCAAGCCCAACUGCCUCAGCCUGCAGGGAUACUGCAUGCGGGACGAACUGUGCAGAUCCAGAUUGGCAGAUUUUCAGCACAACUGUCAGCCGUCCUCCCACUCCCCGACGGGCUGCGUGCGCGAGACGGGCACUGUUUGCCUCAAGGCCUACGCCGGACUCAUAGGUACCAUAAUGACUCCUAACUACGUGAGUAACAGCAGUAAGGAGGUGGCUCUGUGGUGUAACUGCGAUGGCAGUGGUAAUCAGUGGAGCGACUGCCAGCGAGUUCUCAACAUCUUCAACGCAAACACCUGCCUCAAGAAUGCCAUUAACUCAUUAGGCCACGUGCCCGUCCCUACGCUGGAGACGACGCCGGCCCCCACCCACCACCCGUCCCCACGCACGCCCAGCCACCACCACCCCCACCACCUGCGCCAUCACCACGACGACGACCGAGACCGAGACGGCAGCGAUGGCGGCGUCACCACUAGCAACGGCCUCACCGACCUCGACGUCAACGGCAAGGUCGUCUCCCGUGGCAACAGCCAUCAUCAUCACCACCACCACUUGAACCACAGUGCCAACAGCCUGCCCGGACACAGAAGGGAGGAGACGACGGCCGCGGAUGAGGAUGAGGACGACGAGGAUGAGGAGGACGAAGAGGAGGACAGUAAGAAGUUCAACGUGAUCCCGCCCUACUCCAAGAAGGAGUCCAGCACAGGAGCGGAGGCCUGGGGGGUGCACCACCGGAGCAGCGGCCCCCCUUCAGCCCUCCUGUGCCCCCCCACGCUGCCACUGCUGCUGGCCGGCAGUGCUCUGGGCCUGGGGGCCGCCUAUCUGGGUUAG
Molecule: messenger RNA, 1497 nt
Organism: Engraulis encrasicolus (European anchovy)
Lineage: Eukaryota; Metazoa; Chordata; Actinopteri; Clupeiformes; Engraulidae
Product: GDNF family receptor alpha-4-like
Exons: 7
Coding region: 1-1497 (498 amino acids)
Biological process (GO): nervous system development
Cellular component (GO): signaling receptor complex; external side of plasma membrane
Molecular function (GO): signaling receptor activity
Source: RefSeq, a predicted model, not a curated record